GGGAUUAUGAGUUGUAGGAGAGUGCUGAAGUCGAUACAGGCCUUGGCGGCUCAUACUUUACUCUUCUGUUUCACCCUCUUCUUGGUUCUUAAGCUCGAUCACACCCUCUCCUCCUCAUGGUGGAUGGUAUUUUUGCCUCUGUGGGCUUUUCAUGCAGUUGUUGCAAGAGGAAGGUUCUCCCUUCCUGCUCCUGUUGCUCCCCGUAACCGUCAUUGGGCUCCAUGUCAUGCUGUUGUUGCCACACCGUUGCUUGUAGCAUUCGAGUUGCUGCUCUGUAUAUACCUCGAGAGUUCUUAUGGUAGCUGGCCACCAGCUGUGAGCUUGAAAGUUGCAUCUCUACCGUUAUUGGCAUUUGAAGUAACCAUACUCAUAGACAAUCUGAGAAUGUGUCGAGCAUUGAUGCCAGGAGAUGACGACAGCACAAGUGAUGAAGCAAUAUGGGAGGCACUUCCUCAUUUGUGGGUUGCUAUUUCCAUGGUGUUCACGUUGGCUGCUACCUUCUUCACACUCCUAAAGCUAUCUGGUGAUAUAGCUGCUCUCAGCUGGUGGGAUUUAUUUAUAAAUAUUGGAAUCGCCGAGUGCUUUGCUUUUCUUGUUUGUACAAAAUGGUCCAACCCAGUGAUCCAUAGAAGCUCGCGCGCCAGAGAAACGGCUUCGUCUUCAACCUCUAUAAGAUAUCUCGACUGGAACAGUGGCCUGGUAGUUCCCCCAGAAGAUGAUAGACACCAAGAUAGGUUCUGUAGCCUACAAGAUAUCGGUGGUCACAUGUUGAAGAUUCCCGUCAUUGUAUUUCAAGUUGUCCUUUGCAUGCAUCUAGAGGGGACUCCUGAGAGAGCUAAGGAUAUAUCUAUCCCAGUCUUGUUUUCUCCACUGUUCUUACUGCAAGGCCUUGGUAUUCUCUUUGCUGCGUCUAAGCUAAUAGAGAAGAUCGUCGUCUUACUGCGUGGGGAAGCUGGACCAGGAUUCUAUUUUAGAUUUUCAUCUAGAGCGCAUGAUUGCUUGGGCUUCUUGCACCAUGGUUCCAGGCUAUUAGGUUGGUGGUCUAUUGAUGAAGGGAACAGGGAGGAACAAGCUCGUCUUUACAUUGAUGGAGAAUCUGGUUACAACACCUUCAGUGGUCAUCCGCCUGAGAUAGUCAAGAAAAUGCCAAAGGAAGAUCUUGCUGAAGAGGUGUGGAGACUUCAAGCCGCGCUUGGUGAACAAACCGAAAUCACAAAAUUCAGCCAGCAAGAAUAUGAAAGACUGCAAAAUGAGAAAGUGCUGUGUAGGGUUUGCUUUGAAAGAGAAAUCAGUUUGGUACUGCUUCCAUGUAGGCACCGUGUUCUCUGCAGACUCUGUUCAGACAAGUGUAAAAAGUGUCCAGCAUGUCGUAUAACCAUCGAAGAACGGCUACCUGUAUACGACGUUUGACCGUGUCUAAUGUUCGAGAGAGUAGGAUUUGAGGUUGAUUGCUACAAACACUCAUCCUUUUUUUUUUACCAUCUUUGUUCCCAAACCUUUGAUGUGUGUUUUGCUGAAUCUUUUUAUUGGUCUGAAUCAGCAUCAAGUAUAAAAAUAUAGGUCUAUACAUGUGUCGUUUUUGUAGAAUACCUCAUACAUACUCUCUUACAUUACUUCAGUUGUAACAUACAACGUUUGUAUAAUAUCAGUCUCUCCCUUUUUGUA
This is a messenger RNA of Brassica oleracea var. oleracea, 1665 nucleotides long. RefSeq lists its product as uncharacterized. Lineage: Eukaryota; Viridiplantae; Streptophyta; Magnoliopsida; Brassicales; Brassicaceae. The record is from RefSeq and is a predicted model, not a curated record.